CAUGCCUAGCUCAACAGAUCUUCUAAAGGCUACUUCCUUCCACCAAAUCUUUACAUAUCGAUCCCAGGAUCUACCAGAUCACACUUGGUUCUACUACCCUGAACCGACCAAUGCUGCUCAUUACAGGUCGUUGACAUACAAGGACACUGAUGUCUUAUUGGAUCAUUUGGCUGCUCAAUAUGCAGAAAUAUUACCAAAGGCGGACAAUAAUACCGUCAGUAAGACGGCACCGCAGUCAAUACCUCACCCUCCUCUGGUCGUUGCUACGUUAGGCUCUAACAACAUCCAACUUUUGCUGACUGGUCUUGCGGCACAGCGAUUGCAGCAUGCCUAUCUACAUAUCAGUCCUCUGAACUCAGAUGCUGGUAUUGUAUCUCUGCUGCAAAGCGUAGAUGCCAAGGUAUUGAUCGCCGAUAAUGUGUUCUAUGAGCGCGCUGCAAGUCUGGCUGCACAAGUUGAAGGUGUCCACAUUGUUCGCAUGAUCGAAUUUGAUCCCGUCGAUGAGCUGAAGAAAGAUCUCAAGACAUUUGCCUACGAUAAAACCCGGAACGAAGGAGAUGAUAGCUCCUUCAUUUUCCAUACCUCAGGCACUAGCAGUUCUGCUCCCAAGCCAAUCUGGAUUACAAACAAAUCUUACAUACAAGGUCCACCAUUGUUCAUUAGUAAGACUACCCUGACCACAGGGCUCAUAUACCAUGGAAUGGGAGGCGCCUUAGCUCUUUUGGCUGCGCAUAUGGUGGGAUCCAUGGCACUGCCAUUGGCCAAAGAUUGUAAUCAUAGGACUCUUCCCGAAGUCAUCAAUAGCUUGAAGGUUCUUCCAAACGUCGACCGUCUUGUCAUUCACCCUAUCCUUGCUGAAGCGAUUUUGGAAACAUAUGGAAAAAAUAAUAGCCCUGAGCUUGACUAUCUACGUAAACUGGAAUCCAUAGAGGUUGGGGGAGGCAAGCUAUCCAGCGAAGUUGCAAAUGCUCUGCGAGGCUUGGGAAUCAAUGUUAGAACCAUGAUUGGAAGCACUGAAGUAGGAAUAUUCCCACUUCGCAAUGAGCCAACCGAGGAGCAUUGGGAUACGUUUGUGGCCACAAAUGACUACCAUUGCAAAUGGGAACACAUCGAAGGGGACCAAUAUGAACUUCUGUAUAACGAUCCUCCCGUUGUUGGUGCAAACAUCAGUAUUCCCGCGGACGGUGUAUACCAUACCAACGAUGUGUUUGAGGAAUGUCCCCCCAAGUCUGGAAAAUAUGUCUAUGUUGGUCGACGAGAUCAGAUGUUGAUCCACUCUAUGGGUCUCAAUACUAACCCUGUUCCCUGGGAAAAUGCCAUUCGACCUCUAGAUGAAGUUGAAGAAUGCCAGCUUGUUGGCCAUGGUCGCCGUGGACCUGUUCUUAUGGUCGAAUUGAACUGGGAUAAGAUUGAGAACGAAGAUAAGGCUCGAGCUACCAUCUGGAGAGCAGUAGAGGAAUAUAACGAUACUGUUAUGGCAUGGUCAAAAGUGCAACACCCAGAAGCUAUGAUUAUCCUACCUAGAGGAUCUCACCUUGAGCGAAGCGACAAACAAACCGUUAAACGCGGUGUCAACAUCAAGAAAUUCGAACAGGAGAUCAACCAAGGCUAUCACAACUGGGAUAGAGCCGCCCCACUUGCCAAGGCAUAGAUAUAACCAAGCAUAGCUAGGUUCUUUAGAUGAACAUUUCGUGCUGCUAAUAUAUACAAUAAACCCCAAAAUUUGCAUCUAUCCCUC
Molecule: messenger RNA, 1738 nt
Organism: Umbelopsis ramanniana AG
Lineage: Eukaryota; Fungi; Mucoromycota; Umbelopsidomycetes; Umbelopsidales; Umbelopsidaceae
Exons: 3
Biological process (GO): fatty acid metabolic process
Molecular function (GO): medium-chain fatty acid-CoA ligase activity
Source: RefSeq, a predicted model, not a curated record